UGAUCCUCCGCUCUGUCUGAACCUCAUUGUUGCAGCUUUUCAUAUCUCAAUAUUCAGCCUUCCUGUACAGGUAACUUAAGGGGAAAGAGCAAUGGGACAAGAAUCAGGAUUCAGAAACAGAAAUGGGCAAUAAACAAACCAUUUUCACUCCAGAGCAGCUGGAUGCAUAUCAGGACUGCACAUUCUUUACAAGGAAAGAAAUUCUGAGACUGUUUUACAGAUACCGAGACCUGGCCCCACAACUGGUCCCACUCAGCUACAUAGAUAAACCAGAUGUGAAGCUUCCCUAUGAACUCAUUGGCAGCAUGGCAGAGCUGAAGGACAAUCCAUUCCGUCAACGGAUAGCAGAAGUUUUCUCAGAGGAUGGAGAGGGCAACAUGACUUUAGAUGACUUUUUGGACAUGUUUUCAGUCCUGAGUGAAAUGGCUCCCAGAGACCUCAAAGCUUAUUAUGCCUUUAAAAUUUAUGAUUUUAACAAUGAUGAUUACAUAUGCAAAUCAGACUUGGAGAAAACUGUUAACAAACUGACCCGAAAUGAACUUACCCCAGAGGAGGUUUGUCUUGUAUGUGAUAAGGUGAUUGAUGAAGCUGAUCAAGACAAUGAUGGCAGACUCUCUGUGGAAGAUUUUCAGCACAUGAUAGUACGAGCUCCUGAUUUCCUCAGUACAUUUCACAUUCGAAUCUGAAUCUGGUGAAAGAGAGAGAGAGAGAUGAGAGCUGCAUCUUGAGUCUGCAAUAUGUCAUUAUCAUCUGCUUUCAGAAUUACUUUGCUUGGGGUUACUGUUCAUAUGAAAGAGAGAAAUAAAGAGGACCAAAUAAGGAUUUUCAGACACUGAAGAGCAAGUUGGAAAAGUCUUGUUUUGUCUCGUUUAAAUCUUUAGAAGAUACAAAGGGAAAUCCUGAUGAACUGUAAUUUAGCAGAAGUGGUUUUUUUGCCAAUAAAAUAUUUUUAAAAAAGUCUUGUUUUGAUUUACAGCCUGAGCAGAUCUGAUCUGUAAUGCGGUAAUGGAGUAUACAUGUAGCACAACAUGCUGUCAUUUUCAGAAUAAACUAUUUUUUGUAGUUCAGAGAGAGCCAGGCCCUAAAAAGAACUUACAAAAAAUAUACAGCUCUACCCUGAUAUAACGUGGUCCUCCAGAGCCAAAAAAUCUUACUGCGCUAUAAGUGAGACCGCGUUAUAGCGAACUUGCUUUGGCCUCCCUGCUCCUUGUCCCCUGACUGCCACAGCCAGUGAGUGCGGGGAGGUUGGGGAAAGGCCCCCACCCCGUACUCACCUGUGGCGGGAAGCAGAGCGCUGCAGCCCCAGCCCUCUCCGCUUUCCUUGCCCCAGCCGUGUCGCUGGGAGGGGGUGUGUGUGUGUGAAAGGUCCCGCACUCACCAGCAGUGGUGGAAGCGGAGCAGCCGAACCCUAGCCCGCAACACUCCGCCAGCUCCCAACCGUGGUGCUCCGCUUCCCACCACAGGUGAGUAUGGGGGGGCAUCCUUUCCCCAACACAUCGGCGAGAGGCGGAGCGCCGCGGCUGGGAGCUGAUGCGCUGAUCCGCCGGAGUGCUGCUUUACCGCGUUGUAUGAGAACCCGUGUUAUAUUGGGUCACGUUAUAUCGGGGUAGAGGUGUAUAGCUUUCCAGCAAUGUGUUAGGCAAAUAGAGUAUCCUGCCUGGUACACUACUAUCAAGUCUUUAUCUGACUACUUCACUUUAAAAGCCAUCCUUUAGCUUUUUCUAGUGCUAGAGAAAUCCUCCAAGAUUAAGUGGAAUUGCUCCACAGAUGCCGCUAAAGGUUAACGCUUUAAGAUGUUACAAAAUAUAUAUAUAAAUAUAUAUUUGGAUACGAAUUUGCAUCUUUUAUUGUAUCUAAAGGUAAAUUCAAUCUUAAUCCAUGAUCCUCCUUUAAUAUCCUAGUGUAUUCUUCCUAAUCCAUUAUAGAUUGUUCUGUUGUUUUACAGAUUGUUUUCCAUUAGUUUAGAUGUUUUCUCCAUUGAUAGCUCAAUUCAGAUUGUUCUAUCAAUAGUUUGUUUUGUUUGCAUGUUGUAAAUACAAAAAGCUUUAAACGAGAACUUGAAAUUUGAUAGAUUUAAUAUCUGUAAUUAGACUAUCUUACUAGAUCUAUUUGACUCAGACUUCAUUUCUUCUGUAACUGGAGCAUAAAGUCCAUUCAAACUGCAGCUAGGACGAUCAGUUUGUAUUGAAGAAGGUUCUUUGUCACUAAUGUUGAAGGAUCAUUUGGGUGCCACUGUCCUGGGUGGGAGUGGGGGAGCUUCCUGAUCGGCUGGAAGAUUAAGUUGCAUUGUUGUUCUGUUUCCUGGAAUAGUUUGCUGUGCUAGCGUGGACCCUGAAAUGCAGCCGCUGGUUUCAGUCAGAUUCUCAGGGAGCAAGGCCACUAAGAGAUUUGCACAACUCAUAUAAUUAUUUAAAAUAACUCUGUGAGAAAACAGUUCUUCAUAAUCAGUAUUUUAAUUACUCUCCUGAAAAGAAAAAAAAUAGACAACAGUGAGUAAGGCUAUGAACAGGACCCUAUGUGACCUGCAGGAUGUCAAGGAACGUGAGCCUGGAAUCUACGGUGUUCUAGUGCAGCAGACUGAAAAUUUGG
Molecule: messenger RNA, 2589 nt
Organism: Malaclemys terrapin pileata
Lineage: Eukaryota; Metazoa; Chordata; Testudines; Emydidae
Gene: CIB3
Product: calcium and integrin binding family member 3
Exons: 6
Coding region: 123-686 (187 amino acids)
Molecular function (GO): calcium ion binding
Source: RefSeq, a predicted model, not a curated record